AUGUUCAUCUCCUAUUUCCUCAUCCUCGCGUUCGCAAGUUUACAGGUUCUUGCAUCCAGACUCUUCGUCGCAUCGUAUACUGGGACUGUUAGUACUCUCUCACUUACCGAGAAUGCUGAUGGUGCAUAUUCAUUAGAUGUGAUUGCCACAUCGGCGGCUUGCGCAGCCAACCCUUCGUGGAUUACUCUGGAUCACCAGCGUGAUGUUUUGUAUUGUUCGGAUAGAGGAUUGGUUGCGAGUAAUGGAAGUCUUAAUUCUUUGAAAAUUCAAGAGGAUGGCUCGUUGGCGGCGUUGGAUAGAGUUGAAACGCCGGUUGGAGCGGUGUCCACGGUGUUGUAUGCUGAUAGUACUGCGUUGGCUGCGGCUUAUUUUUCCUCAAGUAGUGUAGGAAGUUUUGACAUCACGUCAUCGACCAACAUUGUCCCCCUUCAAUCCUUUACCUACAACCUCACCACCCCAGGCCUAGACUCACAAUACGAAACAGCACCCCAUCCCCACGAAGCCAUCACCGACCCCACGGAAUCCUUCGUACUCGUCCCCGAUUUAGGCUCCGAUCUCGUGAGAAUCUAUCGUAUCAACCAAGAUAACAAGCUUCUCGAACCACUUGAACCAUUGAGAACUCCAACAGGAAGUGGGCCUAGACAUGCAAAUUGGCUGGUCACGGAAUCGGAAACGUAUUUUUAUCUGGUGAGCCAGUUGACGAAUAGACUUACAGCGUAUGAGGUCACGUAUGAGAAAGAUGAGACGUUGAGUUUUGAGGUCAAGUUUGAAAGGAGUCUUUUGGAAACUACGACGGAGGGGAGAGAACUGCAGUUCUAUAGUGCGGCGGCGGGGAUCCAGGUUACGCCCGAUAACAAUUACCUCAUAAUUUCCCAACGCAACGACACACACUUCACAAUUCCCAAUCCUUCCUCCUCCUCCAUCAAUGAAAUCCUAUCGGAUAGUCUUCUAACCUAUUCCCUCGACCACUCAAAUGGUAAUUUCUCACUUAUCUCAAUUGAUGCAGCGGGAGGCAGUUUUCCGAGACAGUUUUCUAUCAAUAAAGCCGGGGAUCUACUGGCGGUGGGACUACAAAAUGAUGGGCGGGUUGUGAUUGUAAAGAGAGAUAUAGUGACGGGGAGGGAGAUGGACAUUGUGGCGGGGUUGGAUGUGGAGGGGGAGGUGGUUUGUGUGGUUUGGGAUGAGUGA
Molecule: messenger RNA, 1188 nt
Organism: Sclerotinia borealis F-4128
Lineage: Eukaryota; Fungi; Ascomycota; Leotiomycetes; Helotiales; Sclerotiniaceae
Source: the annotation of a GenBank genome assembly